Messenger RNA from Histoplasma capsulatum G186AR, 779 nucleotides. Its product is annotated as eukaryotic translation initiation factor 6. The coding region runs from base 42 to 779 and encodes 245 amino acids. Gene Ontology annotation, molecular function: ribosomal large subunit binding. Gene Ontology annotation, cellular component: preribosome, large subunit precursor; nucleolus; cytosol. The transcript has 6 exons. Lineage: Eukaryota; Fungi; Ascomycota; Eurotiomycetes; Onygenales; Ajellomycetaceae. The record is from RefSeq and is a predicted model, not a curated record. Gene Ontology annotation, biological process: assembly of large subunit precursor of preribosome; cytosolic ribosome assembly; maturation of 5.8S rRNA.
AAAGAGAAUACAAAGGAAUUUACAGGGACUGUUGAUAAAUCAUGGCGGUUCGCGCUCGCUUUGAGAAUUCCAAUGAGGUUGGUGUGUUCGCGACAUUGACGAAUUCCUACGCAUUGGUGGCCAUUGGCUCGUCGGAGAACUUCUAUAGCAUUUUCGAAGCAGAGUUGCAAGAUGUCAUCCCGAUAUGUCAUGCUACCAUCGCCGGUACGAGGAUUGUGGGACGAUUAACAGCCGGAAACCGCAAAGGCCUUCUUGUUCCCACGUCAACCACAGAUCAAGAACUCCAGCACCUGCGCAACUCGCUCCCAGACGCCGUCAAGAUCCAGCGGAUAGAAGAGCGAUUAACCGCGCUUGGAAAUGUUAUAUGUUGCAAUGACCAUGCAGCUCUCGUCCAUCCAGAUCUAGAACGGGAAACGGAAGAAAUAAUCGCCGACGUCCUCGGCGUCGAAGUCUUCCGCCAAACCAUCGCCGACAACGUCCUCACAGGUUCCUACAUGUCCCUCUCCAACCAAGGGGGCCUCGUCCACCCCAAAACCUCCAUCCAAGAUCAAGACGAGCUCUCCUCACUGCUCCAAGUGCCGCUCGUCGCCGGCAGCGUGAACCGCGGCUCCGCCGUCGUCGGCGCCGGCAUGGUCGUCAAUGACUGGCUGGCCGUCACGGGCCUGGAUACGACGGCGACGGAACUGAGUGUUGUGGAGAGCGUGUUUAAGUUGGGCGAGGGUGCUGCCCCGGCCGCGGCUCCGGAUGAUCCCGAUCCCGUUAUCGGCGGAGAUUGGUAG